Messenger RNA from Paralichthys olivaceus (Japanese flounder), 2951 nucleotides. RefSeq names its product solute carrier family 24 member 3 (gene slc24a3). The record is from RefSeq and is a predicted model, not a curated record. Lineage: Eukaryota; Metazoa; Chordata; Actinopteri; Pleuronectiformes; Paralichthyidae. Gene Ontology annotation, cellular component: plasma membrane. Gene Ontology annotation, biological process: intracellular calcium ion homeostasis; calcium ion transmembrane transport. Gene Ontology annotation, molecular function: calcium channel activity; calcium, potassium:sodium antiporter activity.
CACACGCCGCCCGCCGCCGCUGACAGCUCGCCUCACUUUCUCGGACCUUUGCUCCGCCACCGAGCUUUCCGUCUGACCGCUGCCCGCUGCCCAGCGCCAUGGCUCGCGUGGUGGUUGACGGGAUGCCGGAGACGGCCGUCGGAGGAGGAGUGGUGUUGAACCGGCGGAGGAGCAAAGCCAGGCGGAGGAAGCGAAAGGAGUUGUUCGGCGUCCAGAUGUGCUUCGCGGGGGUAAUGCUGGGGCUGGUCGCGGGGCUCCAGUGUGUGUCUCAGAGAGCAGGAUAUCUUGUUUCCAGAGCUGUGGUCGUGGAGGAGUCAAGGUGGGACAGUCGUCACCUUCUACAAGAAGUCUUUGACAAUGAGUCAAAGCUCUAUUCUGAGCCUGAGAAAAACUGCACCGAACCAGCGAUCCACGAGUUCCCCAGGGAUUACUUCACCAACCAGGAGCGAGCUGAAGGAGCAGUUGGCCUGCAUGUCCUCUGUGCAGUCUACAUGUUCUAUGCCCUUGCCCUGGUGUGUGACGACUACUUUGUACCCUCACUAGAGAAGAUAUGUGAGCGUCUUCAUCUGAGUGAGGAUGUUGCAGGAGCGACCUUCAUGGCAGCAGGCAGUUCAGCUCCUGAACUGUUCACCUCUGUCAUUGGAGUGUUCAUCACUAAAGGUGAUGUUGGGGUUGGCACCAUUGUGGGCUCAGCAGUCUUCAACAUCCUUUGCAUUAUUGGAGUGUGUGGGAUAUUCACUGCACAGACGAUUCAUCUGUCCCACUGGCCUCUGCUCAGAGAUUCUGUCUACUACACCCUGUCUAUCUCUGCUCUCAUAGUGUUCAUAUAUGAUGAAAAAGUGGUUUGGUGGGAAGCUCUGACGCUGAUUCUGAUGUAUUUCGUCUACAUUUUGAUCAUGAAGCUGAAUUCCCACAUUGUUCAUUUUCUGGAGAGGAGGAAGAAGAACUCAUCCAGUUUGAGGAAUGGAGCUGCCAGUAAUGCUGAACUAGAUGAUGGCUGUGAUGCUACAGCAGUCCUGUUGAAAAAAGCAAACCACCACAGGAAGCCAUCAGUGCUUAUGGUGGAUGAGCUGCUGUCAGCUUACCCCCAUCAGUUGUCCUUUUCUGAGGCCGGCAUGAGGAUCAUGAUCACCAGCCACUUCUCCCCCAGAACCCGCCUCACCAUGGCCUCACGAAUGCUCAUCACCGAGAGGCAGCGUCUAAUCAACACACGGAAUAUGACCAAUGGUGACUCCGACGUUCCAGUGAAAGGAGGAAGUAGGCGGGGCAUAGAAAACGGGCUGUCCGAGGCAGAUAAAGGUGUCAAUGUUCACCAUGAUGACCGUGAAGCGGGCAAUGAGACGGAGAAUGAAGACAAUGAAAACAAUGAGAAUGACGAAGAGGAAGAAGAGGAGGAUGGGGAGGGACCCUUUGUUCCCUUCCAGUGCCCAGCGGGAGUGUGUAACAAGCUGAAAUGGCUGCUGGCCUGGCCUCUGUGCCUGCUGCUCUACUUCACCGUCCCCAACUGCUCUUUGCCUCGCUGGGAGAACUGCUUCAUGCUGUCUUUCGUCGCCUCCACCUUGUGGAUUGCUGCCUUCUCCUACAUCAUGGUCUGGAUGGUGACAGUUAUUGGCUUCACCCUCGGGAUCCCAGAUGUCAUCAUGGGCAUUACCUUCUUAGCAGCUGGCACCAGCGUACCUGACUGCAUGGCCAGCCUUAUAGUGGCAAGACAAGGAAUGGGAGACAUGGCAGUUUCCAACUCCAUCGGCAGCAACGUAUUUGACAUCUUGGUGGGGCUUGGUCUCCCCUGGUCCCUAAAGACCCUGGCUAUCAACUACGGCUCCGAUAUCAAACUGAACAGCAAAGGAUUGAUCUUCUCUGUUGGGCUCCUGUUGGGGUCUGUGUUUCUCACAGUCCUUGGAAUUCACCUAAACAAGUGGACCUUGGACAAGCGUUUUGGUGUCAUUUGUCUCCUCCUCUACUCCGUCUUCCUUUGUUUCUCUUGCCUCAUCGAGUACAACAUCUUCACCUUUGUCAACCUGCCAACUUGCCGGGAUGACUGAUAAGCGCGUGCGCACACACACACACACACACACACACACACACACACACACACACACACACACACACACAGACAGUAUUAUGUAGAUAGUGGAUGAAUGGCAGAUGAAGCCAGGUGUGGUUCACACACUGUCUCCUGUUAGAGGAGCUCCCACUUUCUUUGUUUUUGGAUGCUCAGUGCAGCGUGGAUCUGGUGUUUGCUCAUCACCAGCGACUUGAGGAGCAGAGAUGGACUCAUCACAAGCCCUCACAGACAGGGCAGCACUGACGACAACGACACACAAAAAAGACUUUAGAACUCAUUUUGAAACUUCCCAUGUUUAGGUGUAAAAGUUGUGAUGUUUACUAGCUGCUAACCUUUCCCAAGUGGAAAGUUGUGUCUUUUAGAUCUACUAGUUGAGAGUAAUAAUGAUAAAAGCAAUGGCGUAGAGAGGUGGUGGUGGUGGGGGGGUAUUGUUGUGGUGCAGGUAAUGACGAUCUGACAAUUUGUCUUCUUCAGGCAGAGAACAUUUCGUAGGACUAUUUACAUUGCCAUUAUGUUGAUGUGUUCAUGAAUACAGUUGAGUUUGUUUACUAAAGUUUAGACUUAAGGCUACAAAACAAACCCCCCCCCCCUCGUACACAGAAGCAGGGCAUUAUCCCGUCAGCUUUUUAUAAUUUAACUUCAGUAAUAUCACAUUUGUAGCCUAUACGUUCUGCGUUGGAAGGGACCUAGCUUUAAGGAGUGAUUUUUUUUUCCUUCUGUAAAUAGUGCACUUUUGUAAAUACUCCAGAUGUUCUAUUUAUUAUUUAUUCAUGUGAUACGCACAUUUCUCCGCCACAGGUUUUAUUUAUGGAACCAGGGUUGUUGAAAUCCAAAACCUAGAUCAGUUCAGAUGACCACUCUUGUAGAAAAAAGCACAAUUAGCCCU